AUGACUUUCGACCCCAGAGAACUAGUUCUCCAGCAGCUGCGUCGCAGCACCUUUGUCAUCCCGGACUUGAAGGGAUGUUUCAGGGACUGGCCGGUUGAGUGCAGCCCGCACCUGGACCAGAUCCGUAAGGACGUCCACGCUUGGUUGGAAGAGACUCUCGGCGAGGGCAGAGCACUCCAGAUCUCCAAGCGCGCAGACUUCGGCCUCUUUGGUGCUACCGAGUGGCCAUACGCCAGCUACGAGCGGUGCCGUAUCGCAUGUCUCUUCUGCGCCUGGGUCUUCACAUGGGACGACGAGAUCGACUCGUCACUGGGUUCUAUGGGUGAUGACCUGGAGAGCGCACAAACCUACCGCUUCGAGACGAUCCAGUUCGUCAAGGAGACCCUCGGACUGGCGCCGCGCAGCGCCACACCCCCCUCCAACAAGAUCAUUCGUAACUUCGAGGUUGUCGGCGACGCGCUGCGGGAGGCAUACACAGUGGAGCAGAGGCAGCGUUUCUUCGCUGAGGUGGAUCGCUUCAUGAGGGGCACCGAGGACGAGCAGCGCCGCCGACUGUUGUCGCGUGACCUGCCCACCCUUGAGCAGUUCUGGAAGUACCGCCUGGGUUCCAGCGCUGUCAACAUCUGUACUUCGCUGAUCGAGUACGGGUUUGGUGACAUGGCCUUGCCCGCGGCCAUUUGGGAGGAUGAGGACAUGAAGACCAUCGAGCGCAACACCAACAUCCACCUGUCCGGACUGAACGACCUGUACUCCAUCAAGAAGGAAGUCGCCAUCAACGCCGUCGAGUCCCUAAUUCCUAUCCUUCUCGCCAACAAGCUGGUCCCUGACCUCCCGGAGGCUGUCGACCAUGUCGCCCAGUACGUCGCCGACCGUUCCGCCGAGAUGGACGAGUGUGCCGAGCGUCUGCUGCAGCGUUAUCCUCAGCAUGCGUACGACCUGCGCCGCUUCGUCGACAACUGCCGCUGCAUGUGCACUGGCAACCGUACCUGGAGCCUUAGCACUGGCCGAUACGGCAUCACCGAGCGCGACAUCAAUGAGGAUGGCACCAUCUUCAUGGAUCUCGCCGAGCUUUGUAUCAAGGGCGAGCCUGAGAGGCGCCCUGACAGCCCGGAGGAGAUGUGUUAA
Molecule: messenger RNA, 1125 nt
Organism: Lasiodiplodia theobromae
Lineage: Eukaryota; Fungi; Ascomycota; Dothideomycetes; Botryosphaeriales; Botryosphaeriaceae
Product: Terpenoid synthase
Exons: 3
Coding region: 1-1125 (374 amino acids)
Source: RefSeq, a predicted model, not a curated record